This is a messenger RNA of Adineta steineri, 393 nucleotides long. Lineage: Eukaryota; Metazoa; Rotifera; Eurotatoria; Adinetida; Adinetidae. The record is from the annotation of a GenBank genome assembly.
AUGCGUCAAGAUCAUCGUAAUCGUGUUUUUCAUGAUUUCCGUACUGGCCUUUGUCGUAAUCUUGUUUGUUCGGACUUAUUUACACGUGGUAUUGAUAUUCAAGCUGUAAACGUUGUUAUCAAUUUUGAUUUCCCAAAAUUAAGUGAAACAUAUUUACAUCGUAUUGGUCGUUCAGGUCGUUUUGGCCAUUAUGGUAUUGCUAUAAGUCUAAUAACAUAUGAAGAUCGUUUUUCAUUACAUAAAAUCGAACAAGAAUUAGGUACAGAAAUUCAACCCAUACCAAAACAAAUUGAUCCAUCACUUUAUGUUGCUGAAUAUCAAAUGGGUGGUGAAAAUACAAGUGAAAAACAACAAGAAAAUAAUGGAAAUGCUUCUGCUAAUACAAAAUCAUAA